CCGGAAGUUAAAAACAACACUUCUUGCAAAUCCACGUUCUUGCAUUUAUAUACCUAAAGCACAAUUUUACCUGUUGCAUUAUGUUACUGUAAUAUAAGACAUAAAUAAGAGACACUUGGGAAGCAGAUAAUGUAAGCUCAGAGAAUGAAGAACUGAAUUGACAACAGGAAUAUAGUAUAUACUGCACAUUUAACUAAAGCAAGAUGGAGGACAUGAUGGCAGAUUACAUGUUGGAUGAUAUAGAUUAUGAACAAGAGUAUUAUGAUGAUAUGAUGGAAUAUGAUGAUUCAAUGAUGGAAGAGGGAGCAGUUUAUACUCGGUUACCACUGACACAGGUGUUUGAACAAUGUAUGCUCCCUACAAUACAGCAGACGGCAGGUUCGGUGCUCCCUCUAAUGGUGCUUUGUAUUGUCUGUAAAAUGUGUGCGAAUCUCUGUACAGAAUCUAUUGAUGACCGUGAGGAUAUUGCGUUCCCCAAAGUGACAUUUCAUCUGUCAUCAGCGAUAUGCGGGCUAAUGGCCUGCCAUCUAUUCUUUCAUGCUGACCUCCUGUAUAUGUUAAUGCUUGGUAUCCUGGCCUACACAAUGCUAGCUUUGGCCAAUUGGAAAUGUCGGCAGUUUUGUGGCAGUGGCGUUGCUGUCAUCACAGUGCUCUAUUUAUUAAUAUGUGAACUGUUUCUAGUAGAGGGAGAAAAAUGGCACCAAAUAAGAGGUGCUCAGAUGGUUUUAGCGAUGAAAGUAAUCUCUGUUGGUUUUGAUCUCAGUAACUCAAGUAUAGAGAAACUUCCUGCACCGUGGGAGUUCUUAGGAUAUAUAUUUAAUGUGGGCACUGUCAUAUUUGGUCCAUUUGUCAGCUUUACAGACUACUCAGCUGUGCUGUUACAAUCUGAAAGAUUAAUCACAUGGCAUUUUAUAAAACGUCUUCUUGGCAGUUUUGCAAUCUCAUUGGUGUGUGUUGUUAUAUCAGCGUGCGUCACUUAUUGGCUAAUACUGGAUGAUUCAGGAAGCUGGAUGCUAGCAUACAGAGAUGCGCAGUCAUUCCGCUUCAGUCAUUACUUCAUUAGCUUCUUGUCAGAGGUUACCACUCUGUGUAGCGGACUCUCCUGGGUCAUACGCGGGAAUAUAAGGGAUAUUAAUGUUAGUCGUCCCUAUCACAUAGAAUUGCCGCGAUCUUUGGUGGAAGUUGUCUCUAAAUGGAAUCUCCCCAUGCAUUAUUGGUUGAAAACAUAUGUCUUCAAAUCAGCCAUAGGUCUCGGAAACUUCACAGCCAUCCUUCUCACCUAUAUAGCCAGUGCAAUAUUACAUGGUUUAAACUUCCAGUUAGCAGCAGUGCUGUUAUCAUUAGGCUUCUACACCUACACAGAAUAUGUUUUACGUAAAAGGCUGUCGCGGAUAUUUGAUGCUUGUAUACAAGCAAAGAAGUGUAAAGAAGACUGUACUCAUCAAUUCAAAUCUAGUCACAUAUAUGUCAGGGUGGUGAAUGUGUUUUUUGGUUGCUUAGCAAUGUUCCAUUUAGCCUACCUGGGAAUGAUGUUUGACGGUAGUGCUACAACUGAACAGGGCUACACAAUGGAGCAUACAUUGAGUAAAUGGGCACAUCUUGGCUACAUGAGCCACAUUGUAGCUAUUGGUAGCUACAUCUUCUACUUUCUCAUAUAAUCCAACAAAAUCUAUGUUAUACUCUUGUGGAUGAUGGUCUCACUAGAGUCAACUUUUCUUGGAGUAAAGAAAAGAUGUUGUGGGAGUUGGUUGCUUAUGGAAAUAUGGGACUGGAAAUGUUAUAUGGCUCAUUCUAGUGAAGUGUUAAUGGCCACUAGGCAUCCCACUAUUGCUUGGUGCACCGAUAUAUUCACUAUCAUAGGACCCAUAAUGGUGCUUUACUGUCUACAUAUAUAAUGCAUUAUUGUGUACAAUGGUGAACAGUGUACGAUGGUAUCUUCUUCAGCAAAGAGCAUUCAUGACAGUUUACAUGC
Molecule: messenger RNA, 1972 nt
Organism: Owenia fusiformis
Lineage: Eukaryota; Metazoa; Annelida; Polychaeta; Sabellida; Oweniidae
Source: the annotation of a GenBank genome assembly